Molecule: messenger RNA, 1031 nt
Organism: Seriola dumerili (greater amberjack)
Lineage: Eukaryota; Metazoa; Chordata; Actinopteri; Carangiformes; Carangidae
Product: PLAC8-like protein 1
Exons: 4
Coding region: 249-671 (140 amino acids)
Source: RefSeq, a predicted model, not a curated record
UCUCUGAGGACUCAGAAUACUGUGGGUCAGCACUCAUGGGAACAGAGCGCCUUGUUUACCAAUCUUAUCUCAAGGUUUCAUAUUUACACCAAAACACUGCAGUCAAGCAACGAGCACACGCACACACACACACACACACACACGUGAAAGUCAGAGAGUGAGAAGACAGAAAAGGCCAAACAUAGCAGACAACAGUUGGACUUGCUUUUCCGAGGAUUUUGAUAACUAAACUCUUAAACAGUUGAACUAUGUCUCGACGGGUGGUCCAGGUCCAGCCGGGGAGCAGGGUUCAUGAAGCGGGUCAGUGGAGCACUGGCCUGUGUGAGUGCCAUAAAGACAUAGGGGACUGCUGCUUUGCCCUGUGCUGCCUCCCAGUGUUUACUUGCAAGGUGACCAGUGCAGUGGGUGCGUGUCCCUGCCUUCCUCUGCUGGACUGCAUCGGCUGUGUACCGCCUGCCUCUCUCGCCAUGAGGGCUUCUGUCAGAGAGCGAUAUGGUAUACAGGGGAGCGUGUGGAGCGACUGCCUGUACGGAUGCUGCUGCUAUCCGCUAUCUUGGCUCCAGAUCUCCAGAGAGCUGAAGAGAAGAGCAGCAUCCCACGCCGCCUCCUCCUCCUCCUCGUCAGCCAGAUACACCGCUCUGACCUCCCUGCAGGGGGCGCACUUGGUCUAGACACAUCCAGCACUUUUUUUCUUUUCUUCUGGCCUCGGCCGCCAUCACCAGUCCUCCAGAGCAUGGGAGCUGAUUUAAUCACACUUCCCCUGGUCGGCAGCCGCUCCCUGUUACCUCAGAGUAUUCAGCAGGGACACAAUGUCUAUUAGAGCAGGGGGUGUUUUGCAUGUUAUCUUGGGUUACCAAUCAUUUAUUCUUUCAGUGGUGGAAAGUAACUAAGUCCAUUUACUCCUGUACUGUACUUAAGUUCAGUUUGGAGGUUUGUGUAUCUCAACUUUAUGCUACUAUAUACUUCUAAUGAACUGCAUUCAGAGUGACAUAUUGUGCUUUUUACUCCAUUAAAUUUAUUUGACAGCCAUA